Messenger RNA from Myiozetetes cayanensis, 1305 nucleotides. RefSeq names its product small integral membrane protein 24 (gene SMIM24). Lineage: Eukaryota; Metazoa; Chordata; Aves; Passeriformes; Tyrannidae. The transcript is spliced from 4 exons. Bases 374 to 835 code for a protein of 153 amino acids. The record is from RefSeq and is a predicted model, not a curated record.
AUCCUCUGGAGGCCCAGCUGGCCCAUGACUGGGGAAGGGCUGGGGAUGGCCUGGCACUGCCCACUGACCCCUGUGCUGCCCCACCCCCAUGGGAUCUGCCCCAGCCCUGCCAGUGGGGCUGAGGUGGCACCCCAUGGGUAGAGGGGGGAGGCUGAGGUGGGGCAGCAGGCAGGGUGGGCACUCCUCCACCCCACCAGUCUGUCCUCCCACCACCCACCCACCUUACUGUCCAUCCGUCCAGCCCCUCCUCUGUCCACUCACCCAGCCCGGGGGUGGUUCCCAGUCCUGGGCACGGGGGUACCACUGUGAUCCCCGAGGUGCCUGAGCCAAGGGAGAGGUGCCACCUCCCACGGAUGACAGGAGCCAUGUUGCCAUGGCACUUGGUGACACUUGUCCCCGUGAGGCCAAUAAAGGCGCCCGUUGCCCUCGGCUCGGAGACAACGCCCGGCCCGGCGGGGACAGGAGCUCACCUCGGGUAGCAGGACCCAGCCGUGCCCGAACCCUCCGCCCGAAAAUGCCGCGGCCCUCGCAGCUCCUCUCGCUCCUGGUCCUGCUCGUCCUCGCUGCCACCGCCCGGGGACAGACCAGCACCGGCCCAAAGGUGCUGCAGCCCUGGCUCCUGGGCAUCACUGCCGUCGUCGUCUUCCUCUUCAUCGUCUUCGUGGUGCUGGUCAUUAACCGAUUCUGGAAUCUCAGGAGGCGCAGGAAGCAGAGCGACUACCCGGAGACCACGGAGCCUGACAGGCUGGAGCGCUUCGGCCACGUCAACCCGGCGGCCGAGAACAGCGACGAGGAGAGCGACGGCAAGGAGCGGACCAAGGCCACGUCCCUCUGAGCCGCCCCGCCCCCCACUGCCCACCCCGGGGCGCCGCGCCCUCACCCCGUCCGCGGGUGGGACUCCGCGCCGGGUUUCGGAGGCAGCCGCGGCCACCGUGGCACCUCCCGCCCCGCCGCCGUCCCGGCUGCGGCCAAGACCCGGCGCGGAUUGUCCGCCCGCCGGAGCGGAGUGGGGAGGGCGGUGGCCGGGAACCGUAGCGGGACCCCCCGACCCCUCCAGCCCUGGGCCGGCCGUGGGUCCCACCCCCCUUCCCAGCCGUGCCCAGUAAAGGUCCCCGAUCUUCUCCAGCGGCAAGCGUUUGGUGUCACCGCGCUGGGGAGGGGGCUGUUCCGCACCCCGAGGUGCUGGAGGGGCAACGGGGGCACCCCCGGGUGCCACCCGGGCAGGGGACAGUGGUGGGUUCCGAGCUGUCGGACCUCGGCGGCCUCGGCACGGCGAGACUCCUUGUCCCGCCACGCCGCUGCUCC